CAUAGCAAAAGUUUGGAGCUUUGUCUGCUGAAAGUCAGUUUUUAAACGAUUGAAUGAAUGAGUUACUGACUGAUAUCAUAAGCUACAGUAGGGAACGUAGUGGAACUUGGACUCGACAGAAUGAUGACGUGGUGACCAUUAUAUCUGAUAUAACAAACGUGAAAAGUUACAUGUUUUUUUACGUAAAGCCAAAGAGUAGUCCGAAGAUUGAGAGCAUUCCUGCUAUCAAGAAACCUGUUAUCAAGAAACCUGAUAUCAAAAAACCUGCUAUCAAGACAUGCAGCACUGUCAAAUCGCUCCAGUACCUUGGUCGAGUGAAAUCGUUUCUGCUCAGAUGUCCGCUGGAGUGCUUCGUCCGCUGGAGUACUUCGUGAUGUAAUUGUUCUAAGGAUGAACAAAGGUAGUACAAAGUUUUAGAUUGUAAAUCUUUAGAAUCAUACUGUCUAGCGCCUAAUCGUUCAAAAUCUGGCGAGUAACUGAGAUAAUUAAAACCUGAUUGAGAUUUGAAAAGUCUCAAUUAUACCAUUGUAGAGUCACGAAUUGUAUUUUUUAAAUUUCAGCAUAAUGAUGAGAGAGGGCUAUCAAUGUCUGGGAUUUCUGCUGCUUUGUUACAGUCAUCUGACUUUUUACUCGGUGACUUUCCGAGGAAAGAGUUCUGCUAAAAAAGAUAAAGAAGAUAUGCACGCGAGACAUGUUUACUCUGAGAUUAUGCUGAUACCGGAUGCGUCACAAGCACAUACUAUUCAAACUGCAAAUCGGAGAACUUUUUUCUAAUCCUGAACUUGAUUUAAAAUCCUUACUUAAAAUCAGUUCUCGUCCAAUAC
Molecule: messenger RNA, 824 nt
Organism: Bolinopsis microptera
Lineage: Eukaryota; Metazoa; Ctenophora; Tentaculata; Lobata; Bolinopsidae
Exons: 4
Coding region: 54-374 (106 amino acids)
Source: RefSeq, a predicted model, not a curated record